UGCAAGUUCAUGCGAUUGUGACAGUCCUUGCAGGUAUGACUUCUUCUCUCCUAUUUAUACUCUUUAUAAUUAGCAACAAAAAUGCAUUCCACAUCAGUUUUGAAUACAAUAGAAAAUGCAAAUGUUUGCUAGUAGUUAGGAGAAUUUGAGAUAUUUAAAACAAAACUCCACAAAGCGCAAAGGCUUUGAUGAACAUGAAUUAUUUUGUCUUUCAGCGAAACGGUUUACUCAAAACAGGUGUCUUAUGCUAGAUGGCCAACUACUCACUUCGAGGUGAGUGAUCAAAUCAAAUGAACCUUGCAGCAGGAUGUUACAUCCACCCCAUCGCAGUCGCGCCACUUCCUUCCACUCAGACCUAACUGAUGCUUUUCUAUGCCAUGCUCUGAUUCCCAGUUGUUGUAGAUCAUUUCCCACACCCAAGUCUUGGUCUUCGUUUGAGCCGCCUUCUUCUGGAGUUUUGGUGAUGCGAAUUGUGACGUUUCUAUCUUGAUAACAUGGUAGCUUGAUAUGAUGGUAGCUUGAUAUGAUGGUAGCUUGAUAUGAUGGUAGCUUGAUAUGAUGGUAGCUUGAUAUGAUGGUAGCUUGAUAUGAUGGUAGCUUGGUAAUUGGUGGCCUGAUACGAUGAUAGCUUCGUCAAUUGUAGCCCGAUAAGAUGGUAGCUUGGUAAAUGGUAGCCUGAUAAGAGGGUAGCUUGGUAAAUGGUAGCCUAAUAAGAAAGUAGCCUGAUAAGAUGGAGUUGUUAUGAAAUUAAAUUAGGAUAUAUAAUAGACAUGGUGCUAGGCGUUGAAAGAAAUAAUAGAACAGGGGAAAUGAAAGCCUAAAGGGAAAAAAACAAUACAAUCCAACGUACUUUUUGCCUAGGUGCCUAAAUCAGAUGACAAAUUAACAAGAAACAAAUGAACAUGAGAAGGACAACAAAUCUUCAGUAGCGGAAAUAAUAACGUAAUAGUAAAGGAAGUUGACUAAAACCAAAGCGUACUUUUUAACAAGAAGUUUACAAGAUAUACAAGUAUUUAGGUCUAAGGUGAAGGUAAAGUCAAAUUAUGUUGAAUUUCAAAAUUUAAGUAGGAUAAUAACACUAAAUAUUAACUAGAAAUAGGUACGAAGGAAGUUGAGGACCUCUAGUAAGAGAAUAAUUGAUUGAUGCCAUUUGGGUAUCUGGAAACAAAAUACAAUUUUAAAAAAAAUAUGUCAUUCUUCCCUUUCGUUUAAGGGUUGGAUAAAUCUGAAAUACCUUUGUGUUUCUAGCCUAUAAAAUGGCAUCAGAUAGGAAAUUGUUCGUCUUGUUAAAUAUCACGAAGAUGUUCGUUAAAUAUAUUAGAUACUCUACUUACGUCUCACCUAUAUAACAGAAGCGGCAUAGUCAGCAACUAAACAUACAGACCACAUUGCUGUUAUUAUUGAAAUUAAAAUCUAUGGAUAUUACAAUUAUAUUUUUAAAAUAUCAUUAAUUUCAAAUUUGCUGUUAAUAUCGAAAUUAAUGUUAAAAUUCUUUGGCUUUGCUGGGAAUACAAAAAAAAAAAAAAAAAAGUUUAGAUUUUUUUCCCUUCCUUUAUAUCAUUAAUUUCAAAUUUGCUGUUAAUAUCGAAAUUAAUGUUAAAAUUCUUUGGCUUUGCUGGGAAUACAAAAAAAAAAAAGUUUAGAUUUUUUUCCCCUCCUUUCUUUAGGAAGUGUUAAUUGCAAAGCUAUGCCAAGAUAAGUCGAGUAAAACUUGCCACAAAGCAAAAGCUAAAAGUCAUGAGCAGUUGAUGUAAGUUUCAAAUGUAUGUAUGUGACGUCAAAGGCUUACAUUAAAAUUCUUAAUCUUAAGCAAAUGAAAAUUUAAAAAAAAAUUAAAUACAGUGAAAGAACAUAUUUUUAUGUUAUGGUCUUAGUUACAGUGAAAUAAGACCAACUGUACUAUUAUGGUCUUAGUUACCAGAGUUUUUAAUUCAGUUUAUAGAGGCGACAUUAUACUUGUGUACAUUUGCUACAUCUAUAUGACAAUGUAUGUUACCUCACUAUGACAAAGUAUGUUACAUUACCAUGACAAUGUUUGCUGCAUCACUAUGACAAUGAAUGUUACAUCAUUAUGAAAAGUAUGCUACAUCACUAUGACAGUUAAUACUACAUCUCUAUGACAUUUUGACCAUGCAUGAUCCUACAUUAAAAUGGCAACGUAUGCUACAUUACUAUGUCUAUGUAUGCUACAUUACUAUGAUAAUGCAUGAUUAAUGCAUGCGACAUCAUUAUGACUAUGUAUGCUAUAUCUCUAUGACAAUGCAUGCUACAUCAUUAUGACAAUGUAUGCUUCAUCACUCUGACAAUAUAUUCAAUUUCGCAAAUACUUUAAAAUAAUGUUUAGUUUGUACAAUGAUUUUGAUGACUUUGAAAGUAAAUGAAAACAAAUAAGAUACUCUAUAAAUAGUAAACAUUUAACAUACAAAAAAUUGGCAUUUAAAUUUCAAAACAGGAAUGAUUUCUUACACGUGAUCAUCUACUUUGAGAAUCCAGUCUUUGACAAGAUUACUGAAGAGCCAGAGAAGUCGGUAAGAAUUACACAUGUCUGAUGUGUAUAUUAAAACCGUUGUGUUUCCUACGAAUAAGUGCGUAGAAAAUAGACAGAGAGAGAGAGAGAGAGAGACAGAGCAAGAGAGAGAGAGAGAGUGAGAGAGAGAGAGAGAGAGAGAGAGAGAGAGAGAGAGAGAGAGAGAGAGAGAGAGAGAGAGAGAGAGAGAGAGAGAGAGAGAGAGAGAGAGAGAGAGAGAGAGAGAGAGACAGAGCAAGAGAGAGAGAGAGAGUGAGAGAGAGAGAGUGAGUGAGAGAGAGAGAGAGAGAAAGGGAGAGGAUGGAGAGGGAGAUAGAGAGAAGGAUAGAGAGAAAAUAAGAGAGAGGGAGAGAGAGGGAAAAGGGGAGGGAUAGGGAGAGCGAGAGAGUAACAGAGUGGGAGAGAUAGAGUUAGAAAGAUAGGGUGAGAGAAAGGGAAGGGAAUAGAGAGAGGGGGGAGAGAGAGAGGUGGAGAGAGGGAGAGCAGAGAGAGAGAGAGAAGAGUGAUAGGGAGAGAGAGAGAGGGGGGGAUAUUUUUAUUGAUGUAAAAUAGAGUUACAUUAUUAUUUUGGUGUUAAAUAAAUAUAUUUAAGUAGUCGACUCCAAAAAAAUAAUUAAUUUUAAAUUAGUAAAUUAUUAUGUGUAUAUAUGUUCUUAUUUCAAACACCAAAGUCCCAAUUUGUUUGAGAAUAAUGCUAAAUGAAAAAGUAAUAGUAUGUUGUAAAAUACGCCAACAAACUGUUAAGUCCUCUAGGCUCUUUCCUUCUCAAGUCAUUGUUCCUUUAUCAGAAAUCUCAUCUCUAUCAAAAUAUCUUUCUAUCAAGUCUAAAAGUUGUCAACAAAUCUAAUAUUAUCAUAAACUAUGCAUCGGUACCCCAUUUUAAAAAAAAUAAUGUAAUCCAUUCCAACUCGUCACUCGCCCAGGAUUUCUUAAGAGAUAAAGGUCUUACAAUAAACGCACUCAAAUAAAAUAUUUUUUAAAUCUUAAAAUCCAUGCUGUUUUUAUUGGUCCACAGUUUUCGACAUUUGCUGCAGACAUUGGUGGCGCACUAGGUCUGUGGCUCAGCCUGUCAUUGUUUGGAGUUUUUGAGAUAUUGUGUAGUGUUUGUAGUUAUUUGAAGUCAUGUAAAUGGCCUUUUUAAUCUCAAGAGAAUUUACCUCUAAGGCAAGGCCUCACUAGAUUGGGUCAAUUUUAGAUCUACUAGAAUGUGGAAUAUGAAGAUCUACUGGAAUGGGGAAUGUGUAGAUCUGCCUUUUUUUAAAAAGAAAAUUUAGGUCUAGUUAGUUUGAACUUACAGGAACUUCUACAAGCUUAUCUCCACUUUUUAUGUAAUGCAAAAUAUAAAUGUUUUACAAAAUGAAAUAUUAAUUCGUAACGUAUGGAAACGGCAAACUUUUAAUUGAAUAUUUGUUAAACUGUAAGUGUAACAACCGCCACUUUAUUAGCGGAUAAUUAGUUGGGAUUUUCCCCGAUUGUUCAAUUGUUAAAAUUGGUAUUUGAUUGUUGCAAGAUUGUUCAAUAAUAUGUUCCUUAGCAAGAUAUAAAUUUUUAUGCUAUAUGUAUAUUAUUAUAUAAGAAUGAGCCAGGCUGACCAUAUAACGCUUGAAAAUGAACUAAUUUAAAUAAUUUCUGAUUCUUAAAAUCAAUUAUAAUCAUUAUGAUAGGGAUUUCAUAUUACUAUUAUUUUACAGAAAUGAAAUCAAUUUAAAUAUUAUAAAAGUAAAUAUAUAUCUUUUAGUAAUUUUGUAUGUUAAAGUAUUAUUAUUAUAAAUUAGAAUUGCAUUUAAAAUUACAAUUAAAGAACUAUUUUAAGCAUUGCAUACAAUUUUGAAAGUUAAGGUAUUCUAUAAUUUAUAAUCAAUAAUUUUUCGUCCUGUAUUAAUAGAAUUAUUUCAAAAUCACAUUUAUCGGGAAAACACAAAAAUUGUCGCUUUUUUUAUAAAAUUGUGCCUAGUUAAUAUUGCGAAAUUAUAUUUAAAUAUAUGUUUACAAAAUGCUUCCAAAAAAUAUCAAGUUAAAAUGUACAAUUGAACUAAAAAAAAUUUUUUUUUAAAAAUAUAUAUCUAUAAGAAUGAGCUUUUAAGGUGACAAUAAAACAGUAAAAUAAAUCAAAAUAUACAUUCGUAUUCUUAAUAAGAAUGAUUUUAUAUUAAAUAAUAUUUUACGGAAAUCAAAUCAUUUUAAAUGUGAUAAAAAUUUAAUAUCUCUGCUUAUACAUGUACUUAGUACUUAAUUAUAUGUUUAAGUAUUUUUUUUAAUUUUUUAUAGACGUACAUUUAAAAUAACAAUUAAAGAAUUAUUUUAAGUAUUUUAGCGAAUUUAAUAGGUAUUAGAUAUUCUUUUUACUAACAAACAUGGUCUAAAUAUAAUUAUUAUUAUUUAAUAAUCAUAUUUAUCGCGAAAACCUAAACAUCUUUGUGGAAAAAAAAA
Molecule: messenger RNA, 4957 nt
Organism: Lymnaea stagnalis (great pond snail)
Lineage: Eukaryota; Metazoa; Mollusca; Gastropoda; Lymnaeidae
Source: the annotation of a GenBank genome assembly